GGCUACAUAUUAUUCAAAUCUGAUGGCGGAGUGACAAACUUGGAACAGGGUCGCCCAGGGUCUCUCAUACUUCUAGCCUCAACCUUGAUAUUCUCAGCCAACGUUACCCUUGAAGCUCAGGCUCCAUGCACAUAACGAUUGCCAGGAAUUCAAGGUAAUACGAAUUUAUGGCGGUUGGUGCCAUCAACUUGCAAGCAUCCGCGAAUGCUCCACUAGCAGCUUCUCCUGGUUUCCUGCUAGCAGGAGCUUGGGUCAACCUAUUUCUCUACACAAUCGAACUCCUCGUUGGAACAUACUUUCUCUUUAAAAUACCUGGAAAGCACGCGAAGGCUCUGGUGGCGCUAGCACUUUUGGUUGACACUAUUUCCACGAUCUCGGUUUGCCAAUUCACAUGGAUGGUGCUGCUAAUUCCCAACAAUUCUCCAAAAGCCAUCGCGGAACCAUUUUUGUUGGCCUCUAUGAUGAGCUCGCUUGCAGCCACCAUUGAGGAAUCAUAUUUCGCAUUCCGGCUUUGGACAAUCACUCGGAGCAAGAUCACAAUUACAAUCUUGGUUAUCCUGAUAUAUCUACCGAUGACUUUCGUCAUUGCCUCCAUUGGUCUCGCCUUCAAUUCGGGUGUUGCGGUCGACCAAGCUAAACUCGCAACUUUGAACAUUAUUGCUAGCUUUAUGGGCGCCUUCACCGAUACUAUCAUCGCCGUAUAUUUGGUGUAUAAGCUGAAAACCAUCAACGCUUUGCAGUUUUCGUAUUUGACGAAAUGUCUUAUCCGCAAAAUUAUUACAUAUACUGUCGCAUGUGGUCUCAUCACGGCGCUCUUUACCAUAGCCACCUCAGUCUUGGCUUUUUCCUCUGUCGGACCUUUCCUGUUAUUCUUCGAUUGCAAUGGUCGCGUGUACACUCUCACCAUUCUCCUCAACUUUAUAACAUUUCAUGAAUGGCGCAAAGACUACGACGAGAAACGUCGUUCGACCCGCAACAAUAACGACAACGACAAUUCGGAUUUCCAAUGGAAAGGUAGUACAUGGUCUCGGCGAUUCCGUUCAAGUCAAAGUAGUACCACAUCACCGCGUUACCCUCCUUCGGUCCUCAGUCGUAAUCGGAGCGCUGUAUCGGUCAUGCGUACCGAGAUCCACGGAGCAGUCAUGGAUGGAUUCCAGAAACCAGUACCUGGGCCACCAUUUUCCAUGGAGUCGAUAUUUAGUAAAUCAGAGGAAGAAUUGAGCUAACUUUGAACGGUCUGAGAGCAGGACUUGAGAGUUGCUUGAUCAUGCCAUUAUACUACUAUCACUGAUCAUUAUUGAGAAUAAUCGUCGUAUAUAUAAGCGUUUUGAAGUAGAAUAGAAUCCAGAAUUUGCGGUAGCGUUC
Molecule: messenger RNA, 1365 nt
Organism: Lentinula edodes (shiitake mushroom)
Lineage: Eukaryota; Fungi; Basidiomycota; Agaricomycetes; Agaricales; Omphalotaceae
Exons: 11
Coding region: 168-1226 (352 amino acids)
Source: RefSeq, a predicted model, not a curated record